AUGGCAGGCCGGUUUGAACUAAAGUCCGGAACCGUCACUAGGGCUUCAUGGCCUUGGGCUAUGGCGGAUGGCCACGGAAAGAUCACGUUAAAUCCAGCGAAUCAACUUCAGCUAAAGCAAAUGACGGGAAUGCCUUCAUCAGUGCCGUUUUACAAGAACUAUGCGCAGUUUGACAAUGGCUCUGGCAAGCAGGCUGAAGCCUCCGGAACUAUGAUACUUAACCCGGUGAAUCCCAGUGAACUUUUACGCCCACAGCAACCUAUAGUCACACCGGUUACAGCCGCGAAAACAGUCAGACAAAUUCCACAUACUGAAGAAAAUAAACGUCUGCCAGUCAAUCGUUUCUAUCAAGCAUCUUCAAUGGCUUACCGAAGCAAGACGGGACCAUUUCACCAACAGUGGCUUGGAACGCCUUCUCGGGUAGAUGAUCCAACCAUGCUAACACAUGAUUUUGUUGCGUACUUGCUACGGCCAGCAACCUCACUCUAUGCUACGGAGGCACCGAUGGUCACACAUACGGCGAAUGCUGCAUGCACUUUCAUUAUCCGCACAUUGACUUCACCGGCUAUGGUACGGUCGCGUCAUACGCAGCUGCCAAGAUACGCAAAUAGAUCAACAGACUCAAGUACUUCCUUCUGA
This is a messenger RNA of Opisthorchis viverrini, 639 nucleotides long. RefSeq lists its product as hypothetical. The transcript is spliced from 4 exons. The record is from RefSeq and is a predicted model, not a curated record. Bases 1 to 639 code for a protein of 212 amino acids. NCBI's taxonomy places the organism in Eukaryota, Metazoa, Platyhelminthes, Trematoda, Opisthorchiida, Opisthorchiidae.